AUGGUGUCCCAAUCUGAAGGAACUGUGCAACCAGGUGAAACGUCAAAACUGGCCGGUCGUGCGUCAGCAUCUCCGCGGGUUCAGAACGAAAUGGUCCCCGCAGAUGAUUUUGAGCAAGACGAUACCGACUCAUCCCUCGGGAGCGAUACUGAAAGCUCCACCGCCUCGGUUUCCGCUAGCAUCCUUGAGUACCGUCGAAGGCAAGGGCGCACAUACCAUAGCGACAAGUUCACCUCUAAUUACUUUCUCCCCAAUGAUGAUCAACAGCGAGUUCUCGAUGUUGGUACGGGAAGUGGCAUCUGGGCGAUUGAAUUUGCCGAUCGAUACCCCGACACAGAGGUAAUUGGCACAGACCUUUCCCCUUGUCAACCCCAAUGGGUGCCUCCAAAUCUUCGCUUCGAAAUCGACGACGCAGUAGUUCAACCAUGGACAUGGAAGGAUGAUUACUUCGAUUUUAUACACAUCCGAUACCUUUUUGGGGCAAUAAAGGACUGGAGUGCUUUAUUCAGAGAAACCUACCGAUGUUGUGCACCUGGAGGCUGGUUUCAGUCGGCUGAGGCGGACGUCAGAUUCCGUAGUGAUGAUGGGUCCACCGACUUAGAACCUAUCUUCAAAACAUACCAGAAGCUCUUUGAAGAAGGCAGUAAGAUCAUCGGCAACCCCUUUUUCGUGCAUGAGUUGCAAGAGAAAGCUUUUGAAGAAGCUGGCUUCACUGGUAUAAAGACUGUGGAUUACAAGUUUCCGGUUGGUGGUUGGCCCAAGGAUCCAAAGCUUGCCGCAAUUGAUCAGUUUGUCAAGACUACGUUAGAGAAUGACUUAGAAGGUUACACUCUCAUGAUGUGGCAAGAUGUUUGCAAGUGGCCCGAAGACGAGUACCAUGUAGCGCUCAUGAGUUUGCGGAAAGCGAUUCAUAACCCCAAGGUACACAGCUACAUGACUGUGCGUUACGUAUACGGCCGCAAAUAG
This is a messenger RNA of Fusarium sp. VM40, 966 nucleotides long. The record is from the annotation of a GenBank genome assembly. NCBI's taxonomy places the organism in Eukaryota, Fungi, Ascomycota, Sordariomycetes, Hypocreales, Nectriaceae.